CAGUACAGAAGUCGUCACGACGGACCUCCGACACGCACGACGACGAGACGUCGUGUGGUAACACACACGACUGACGGAGAGAGACGACGUAGGACGUCGCGGAACCCUUGCAGAUUCUCCGCUCGAUCAUCCAAAAAUGGCAGGAAUAAAGAGCUUGGUGGCUUUGGCUUUCUCUGCUUCAAUUGGAAUUCUACUGGUGGUGUUAUCAUGUGCCCUGCCAACAUGGGGACAACAAUGGUGGCCCAUGUUUGUGGUGACAUUCUAUGUGCUAUCUCCAGUACCUAUGUUAAUAGGUAAUCGCCUAUCUAAUACAGACAGUCUAGGAGCAGCCAGUAGUGCACUGCGUGAGUUAUGUAUCUUUCUAACAACUGGCAUCGUAGUCUCUGCAUACGGACUGCCUCUAGUCUUUGCACACACUGAAGUGAUCGACUGGGGACCUGCCUUGCUGGUCUUAGCUGGGAAUACAUGGUGUUUUGUCACAAUUCUAGUGUUUUUUAUUGUUUUCAAUCGCAAUGACGAUUUUGAAUUUCAAGUUUGGUGAGAGGUUGUCUUUUUAGCAAGCCUUUACAUGUAAGUUCUUUGUAGAUAUGCGGGAAAGAUGUUUAUUUGAAGAUUAUUUGUUACAGAUAGUAACACGCCAUGUAAUCGGAUUUCUAGAUACACUGUUGCAUAUUUUGGUUAUGAUUUUGUACUGCAUGCAUACAGUACAUGUAUUUAUUCAGAAGCAUGGUUUUAAUGCAAUUGCAGGACUUGUAGUGUAUUGUGUUUCAAAAGCCCCUUUCACACUAGAGCAAUUAAGCAAGGGUCCCUUGCUUAAUUGUAGCAUGGUUAGAAACAUUUACAAAAUAUAUAUUGUACCUCUUGUGAAAGGACGGGAAAAAAAAUGCUGUCAUUAUAAAUGAUUGAGUGGAAAUCAAUUAAACUAUGAACUAAAUACAUUGGAUUUCAUUUCAAGGAGAUCAUUAAUUUUUUUUAAAUUGUCAACAGUAUAAAUAGACGUUUAAAAAGAAAACAUUUCUCUACGAAACUGCAUGUACUUAAAGCAAAGACAAAUUCUGAAAAUUAGUGACUUGUAUUUAUUGAAUAUAAUGUAUAACGUGCAUGCAUGUGAAUUUUAAAAGAGAGCAUGGCAUACAGUAAGCCAGAAUGUACAUGUCGGUGAACACUUUUUGCUCCUUAAUGAAUAGCAUACCAAUAUUGGAUGUACAUAAUAUGAGUGCAAUGGUAAGGAUAUUUCAUGAGUUGAACGAUGGAAUUUUCUGUUCAACAAAUGAAAAAAUGUUCUCCAUUGUACGAAUGCAAAACAUUCGUAAUUUGUUUUAUGUAACCAAAAAAAAGUAGUUUUUGUCAUUCAAAUAAAACUAAAAGAAAAAAACAAACUGUAAAUAUAAUUUUUUUUUUUUAAACAUAGAUUACAAGGGUAUUUUGUACUGCUGCGUAAGGCAUGGUAUAGUCUGGCAUGCAGUACUAAAAAAAAGGAAAGGACGAUUUAGACUCUAUCGAACAUGACUUUACUAUUCAAAUACCUGCCCACACCACACAUGGCGUCUGUGAGCGUGUGCGUCUACAUGUGCUUGCAUGUGCCAUACAAAUCAAACCGGGAACGCUGCGUGAAUCAUUGAUGUAUGCCCUACAAUUUGGCCACUUUCAUAGCAACAAAGGGGUUAUUGCCUAAAUAACAUUUAAUGCAGGGUUUACAUGUAUGACUUAGGCAGGGUAUAAUGGUUUAAUAAAUGAACGCCAAAUGAUCAACAAUCCUCUAAUCAAAUGAAAAAGAUCUACUGGGUCCUAGCUCUAUGCUGGGACAUAAUAGACAAUAAACAGUGCUUGUGUAGUGCUAUUCCAAAGAGCAUGAUCAAGGCGCUAUACAAUGAAAUCAUUACGAAAACAAUAUACACAAAAAUUGUAAUAGAAAAAGCAAAUAACAUUUCAUAUAACAUUUCAUAUUUCCAAAAAAAGCAUCAUCGUCAAGUUAAUGUUUAGUUUAAUUAAUGCCUACUUGCAAAUAAAACAUUUGGACCUAACUAGAACAUGGUGACUAAUCAUUUAGUGACAAUGUAGCUCUGUUUAAUACCCAGACUUUGCAGAUUCACCAAUUAUUCAUUUUAUUGUGCAUUAAAAUGUAAAACAAGUAUGAAGAUGUUUUUAUAGAAGUAGUUGUAUGUGUGUUAACCAGGGAAAUGUGAAUUAUGUGAUCAAUUGAGGACAUUACUUGGGGUCGAAAGAGUUAGGACAAGUCCUAACUUUGGAGUAGUCCUAAGAGAGUCCUAAGCUAGGACAAGUAACUCGUCCUAACUCGAGAUAAGACUAGUCUUAACUUUGGACUAGUCCUAGGAGAGUCCUAAGCUA
Molecule: messenger RNA, 2349 nt
Organism: Asterias rubens (European starfish)
Lineage: Eukaryota; Metazoa; Echinodermata; Asteroidea; Forcipulatida; Asteriidae
Product: leptin receptor overlapping transcript-like 1
Exons: 4
Coding region: 137-541 (134 amino acids)
Biological process (GO): late endosome to vacuole transport via multivesicular body sorting pathway
Cellular component (GO): endosome
Source: RefSeq, a predicted model, not a curated record